Molecule: messenger RNA, 3647 nt
Organism: Galleria mellonella (greater wax moth)
Lineage: Eukaryota; Metazoa; Arthropoda; Insecta; Lepidoptera; Pyralidae
Product: PAS domain-containing protein cky-1-like
Exons: 11
Coding region: 546-2186 (546 amino acids)
Biological process (GO): regulation of transcription by RNA polymerase II
Molecular function (GO): RNA polymerase II transcription regulatory region sequence-specific DNA binding; DNA-binding transcription factor activity, RNA polymerase II-specific; protein dimerization activity
Source: RefSeq, a predicted model, not a curated record
GGCAUAUUUGAAAUGGGAACUGUCCCCGCCAAAAUAAGGGACUCGUUAGAAGCGCAGGCGCAUGGUUUUCAACAAAAAAGAAAAUAAGGCUCACGAGAAAGAGAGGUUUAGUGUAGGCUUUUUAUAGUCGUUGUCCCGAUGCGCUGGCGCACGGAAGUAUCGAGCUUCAGGAUCGGGCCUUAAUCUCAUUCUAAUAAAAAGCUCACGCAUAAAUUGACGUGCUGUCAUUAGGUUUUUAAAAUAGUUUUUUUUUCUAAUGUCGAUGUGUAAACUUGCUGUGAGGUUCUGUAGAUGUUAAAUUAUGUCCGACACGUGCGGUUUAUGGUUAUUUUUAUGGUCGCAUUAUGACAUUAUAUUUGUGAUGUUUUGUGAAAAGGGUUGUUUUUAUUAUUGAGCAAUCAUUAGGACUUCAUACCUCGGACUGUGUGGUCGUGUUUAUUUAUCAGUUAAUUAGCAUCUCUUUUAUUAAGGUUAUAAUGGAUUAAUUUGUGGUUGAGUGAAGUUCUUUUUUUAACUGUGGAAAUUAAUUUAAAUAUUAUAUCAAAAUGUUCUUGAGGUUCGAACCAACAAAAUCAACAAAGGGCGCCAGCAAAAUGCGCCGUGAUCUCAUCAACGCCGAGAUCUCCAACCUUCGGGAUCUCCUGCCGCUCCCGCCGUCCACCAGGCAGAGGCUCUCUCAGCUCCAACUCAUGGCUCUCGUCUGUGUUUACGUUAGGAAAAUGAACUAUUUCCAACAAGUGUUCAAAAGUCACGAAUUCAGUUAUCAGUACCAAGAGCAAGCGACUCCCACACCUAAUAUUGGAUUUUCUAAGGCCAUGAACGGGUUUAUGAUGAUGAUGACACAGAAUGGGAAACUAUUGUACAUAUCGGAAAACGCGGCGGAAUAUUUAGGGCAUUCUAUGGAGGAUCUACUAAUACAUGGGGACAGUGUAUAUGACAUAAUAGACAGACAAGAUCACCAGACGGUUCAGAUGGAGCUGAAUAGAGGCGAUAACGCAGAGACUGAAAUAGUACCAAAGAAUAGACAUUUUUUCUGUAGAAUGAACGUUUCAAGGAACGCAAGGAGGCAAAUGAGAUUUGGGGACCAAAAAGUAGUUCUUGUAAGAGGCCAUUACGUAUCAUACCUGCCGCUGUGCAGCCGCAACGAACCAGUGUUCCUGGCGGUGUGCACGCCGCUCGCGAUGCCCGAGACGCGCGAGUGCGUCGUGCACGGCGCCACCAACGUGUUCACCACCGUGCACGCGAUGGACAUGAAGAUACUGCACAUCGACGCCAAUGGUGAAUGGUACUUAGGAUGGAAAAAGCAGGAACUAUCCGAUGUGUCGUGGUACCAACUGCUACACUGGGAAAGUUUACGAGAUGCACAGAGUAAACAUAGACUGAUAACACAGUCUGAACAGGACAAAUGUUGUAUCCUACUGGCGAAGUUACAGCAACGUUCUGGACAAUUCCUGUGGGUCCAUAUCGUAUUGCAAGUAAAGGACGCGGCGGACUCUCCAAGGCAGUUCAUUGUAGCCACAAAUCAGAUAUUAAGUGAAGAAGAAGCUUCAAUAAUGAUGGCCAACUCCUGGUUAUACCAAUACUACGGUUACCAAAAUCAACCGUGCAACAUGAUAGACCCUAGAUGCCAAAAGUUCUUCAGGAGAGAGCAAUGCUAUCAAGAGCCUUACCAGGAAACAUAUCAGUAUAUAGAAAACCAGGAGUUGGAGUAUACGGGGUACCACGUGUCGUCGUAUGUGCAAAAUAAAGGUGUUGAGGAGUUCAGUGGUUGCGAACGGGUGUACCAGGAUAGAGGCCCUGUUGACUAUUCCACUCAUUCUCCACAAUCUACUAUUAGUGAAGAAAGAUCUCCUCAUCAUUACGACGCUCCGUCAGAGAUAGUGGUAAACAGUAAUAUGUAUAUGUACCCACAUCAUGGCAAGAGGGAAUACUAUGAGCAAUAUCCAAGAGUUACAUAUAUGCAAGGACCAUGUUCAAGUGGUUCAUUAGAUGCUAUAGAAUAUCCAAGUCCGAAACGCAUGCGCUUAGUGCCUGCCACGUUAGCAGUUGAAGAGGAUGGCAUGGACCGCUGGAACCCAAGCCCACCCUGGUCGGACACCACCCUCAAACUACCAGAGUACACCCAGCGUUUCACAUACAACCACAUGAUGGCAAUACCGCCAAAUGAAAGAGCUAUGGUCACCUAACAAACACCAUAAAAUUGUACAUAUUUUACUAGAAUCAGCUUCCACCAAAGUGCGCAUGAACCACGCACACAAAAACUAUACAGGGGUUCUCAAUUCAUUUCUCAGAGAUUCCUAACAUUGUGUGUCAAUCUUUGUGCUGGAUAUGUCUAAUAAGUUUGGUUAAAAUCAUUUUUAAAAACAAGUAUUUAUUUAUUAUCCUUAGGAUUUAUCAUCAGACUGGGUCGUCACGUAGGGUUAUAAUUAUGUCAAAGCAAAUCAAAUGAGCCCAAAAACGACGGAUUUAUCCGUCGGUCCGAGUUCCUAUAUCUACCGUCCUUCUUCAUCAUCAAACUAUGACACACCAUAAUAUAUUGUCAGUGAACUUAUGCUUGAGGAUGUCGGAAUUUGAGACGAGGAUAUCUAAUAUAUAAUAUUGUGGUUCAAUUCAAUCAAUCAAUGAAAACUGCAGCGGUAGCAGCUCGGUGAUUGGGACCAUUCCAUCUUCUCUGAGACCUUCUCAUCCUUUAAUGGUGGCUAAAGUCAUUCAAUCGUAAACUCAUUCAAUCGUAAUGUCAUUCAAUCGUAAUGUCAUCCAAUCGUUCUCGGUAUCAGAUACUUAUUUUAUUAAUAAUUUUUAUAACUUAUUAAUAACAAAUCUAUUUGGCAUAUUAUUAAAAUGGCAAAUUAUUACAUCAUAUUUAUUGAGUAAUUUUUAUUUAUAUAUCAAUUUGCAAUUAUGUAGUGUAUUGCCAAAUGUCUAAUCAUAAAUUAAUGUAUUAAAUAUCUCUUUUACCCUCCCGUUAAAGUUUCGCUGUCGAUUAUUUCUCAAUACUUUGUUAAAACUACUUUUUUAUUAUAUUGUUUAAAUAAGUCAACACAAAAGUUUAAUAAUAAUGUAUAAAUUAAUAAUCAGUAUAAAUUUAUUCAAUUCUAAAAUAAAUUCAUAUGUUUUAAAGUAUUAUUCAAUGUUCUUUGAAUCUCUUGCUUUAUGAAAUAUAACAUGCAUAAUAAAAAGUUGCUGAAAUUAAUUAUUAAAAAUGUAUUAAAAAUAUUUAUUUCGCCUCAUAAAAGUUGAUUGUAAUAAAUUUCAAACAUUACCCCUAAAUAUCGUUUCUAUUAUCAAAAUUCAAAAUACUGUAAAUAAAAUCAUUAACAAUUUUAAUGUUAUAUAUUAUAUUUAUAAUUAAGGUUGUUCCUAUAAAAAAUUGAGCUCAAUAAUAGAUGGAGUAUAUAACAGUAUUUUUAGUCUAAGUGUCAUGUCAGAAUUUUUUUUUGUUAUUUUUUCUUUUUAAAUUAAGUUGUAGUGAUUAAAAAAAGCAAUGAACGAUUCCGUCCAAAUAUUUUGUGCAUUGCAUUCCAAAGGAAUAGAUAAAACUUUUUUUUGUUGUAUAUAAAUGUAUUAUUAAAUUGUUAAGCGCUUGUAAAUAAAUCUAUAGUAUUUAAACAUAAGUUAUACUGGAAAAUAAAUUAAAAUAAAUAAUA